Orussus abietinus is the source of this 576-nucleotide messenger RNA. Its product is annotated as U11/U12 small nuclear ribonucleoprotein 35 kDa protein-like. Gene Ontology annotation, cellular component: precatalytic spliceosome; U12-type spliceosomal complex. The transcript has 4 exons. Gene Ontology annotation, biological process: mRNA splicing, via spliceosome. The record is from RefSeq and is a predicted model, not a curated record. Gene Ontology annotation, molecular function: mRNA binding; snRNA binding. Lineage: Eukaryota; Metazoa; Arthropoda; Insecta; Hymenoptera; Orussidae. The coding region runs from base 1 to 576 and encodes 191 amino acids.
AUGUCCAGCAAGACCUGCGGCGAUAAACUACCCAUGAUGGACGAAGCGUUACAUAAUUGGAGCCCUUACGCUAAGGAGUACGAUCCAUUAAAAGCUGGUAGCAUAGAUGGAACGGAUACGGAGCCUCACGACAGGGCAAUCGCUAGAGCCAUGUAUGCACACUACGAGCCACCACACGAUUUAAAGUCCAAGCCAGAAAGAACUCUUUUCGUCUCUGGAAUUGGAUCCAAAAUCUCCAAACAGGAUCUUAAAGAGCAUUUCUCAAAAUGUGGAGAAGUACUGUCAGUUAAAUUAAUAGUUGACCUAGUUACGGGCAUGUCCCAAGGUUACAGCUUCGUAGAAAUGAGAACCGAAGACGAGGCACAUAGGGCGACCAGACGGUUGCACGAUACAACCUUGAAAGGGUAUAAACUUUUUGUCGACUUCGAAUGCUGCCGUACAAUGAAGGGUUGGAAACCUAGACGAUUAGGCGGAGGUUUCGGAGGUAGAAAGGAAUCUGGACAGCUGCGGUUUGGAGGAAAAAAUCGGCCGUUCAAGAAACCUAUCCUGCCAAAUAUCGUAAAGCCAGGGCCAUGA